Zea mays is the source of this 2989-nucleotide messenger RNA. RefSeq names its product putative protein of unknown function (DUF594) domain family protein. The coding region runs from base 522 to 2291 and encodes 589 amino acids. The transcript is spliced from 5 exons. Lineage: Eukaryota; Viridiplantae; Streptophyta; Magnoliopsida; Poales; Poaceae. The record is from RefSeq and is a predicted model, not a curated record.
AAGACUUUCAUGUUUUUGCAAACCAUUGAAAAUCGAGGAAAUAUAUAAUAACAACAACAAUAACAAUAAUUGGUUGAAAAAAAAGAAGGGCGUUUCCGUUGUGCGCGUGCAGCUGCCACCUCCACCUUUUCUCGUUCUGUCGCCGCCUCCACUUCCACCAUCCCAGGCCCUCUAUCGUCCCUCAGUCCGCUGCCGGUGCCGGUGCCGCAUCGGGUAGUUCAGCGGCGGCGGCGCUGCUGAUCAGGUGGUGCCCAGGCCGUCCACGGACCGAGCCCUCUCGUCCUCGUCCGACGCGAGGGCAAUCACCCACCCGGGACGCCUUCCGAAGCGGCAUCCCUCCUCUGGCCAACGUCCCAGCAACGAAGCUCACUGAUGCGAUAUGGAACAACUGCUUCCUAGACAAGCUCGCCUUCAGGUAUCGAAGUCGAACCAAAGGAGGUUGAAGCCAUGGCCCUCAUCGUAGCUGCAGCUGGAGGAAACCUUCUUGUCAGAAAGUUGGUCAAUUUAACUCCCUCGCAAACAUGAUGAGGAGCGAAGUAAUUGAGGCUGGAAAGCUAGUGAACCUGUGGAAUGAAUGGGGGCUACAGAUCCUGGUCAUUGCAAGCUUCGGGUUACAAGUAUUCCUCCUCGUUUUCGGAGGAGUCCGCCGUCAUAGCAACUCCACUGCCCUGACGUUCUUCCUCUGGUCGGCAUACCUACUGGCCGAUUCCACAGCGAUAUACACCCUGGGCCACCUAUCUGUUGACAGUAUGUCAGACGAGCACCAGCUGGUGGCAUUCUGGGCGCCGUUCCUAUUGCUGCACCUCGGUGGCCCAGACAACAUCACAGCGUAUGCACUCGAGGACAAUGCGCUCUGGCUACGCCACCUGCAAACUCUCGCCGUGCAGGUCCUAGGAGCUGCUUAUGUGAUAUACGAGUACAUCGCCAGCAGAGGGGCAUUGCUUUUUCUGGCCUCCUUGUCCAUGUUCUUUGCCGGUCUUCUCAAGUAUGGCGAGAGGAUAUGGGCUCUCAAGUGUGGCAACAUCAGCAGCAUCCGCAGCAGCAUCAGCAUCCGGAAGAUCAAGACUGACCCUUAUCAGCUAUUGACUUUGGGUACUAGCGAAGAGGAUUUGCUGCUUGGAGCCCACUCCCAGUUUGAUAUCUGCAAAGGUGUCUUCGCCGAUAUCAUAAUGCUACCAAAUCCCUUAGUUCGUUCACAGCCUAAACCACGUUCCGUGAUAUCUUAUCUGGGAGAGGAUCUAUACAAGUUGGUUGAGAUGGAGCUGUCUCUGAUGUAUGACUUCCUGUACACUAAGGCAGCAGUGAUCCACACAUGGUAUGGCUUCUGCAUCCAUUUCAUCUCGCUGUUUGGCACAGCCACCACAUUCCUUUUGUUUCAGCUCAGUAUCAGCAACAGUGGAAAUCGGUACAGCAGAGUGGAUGUGGCUAUCAGUUAUGUUUUACUGGUUGGGGCUUUGGUCUUGGAAAUCAUAUCAGUGUGCAGAGCUGUACUAUCCACCUGGACAUGUUCUUUGUUGCACCGCAGGGGCAGGGGAUGGGAGUGGUCUCUCCACAUUGUCACUUCCCUUGGUCAGCGUGUCCAUCCAGCAAGUAGGAGACUCUGGUCGGGCUCCAUUGGGCAGUACAACUUGUUCCACCUGUGCACCCGCAACACCAACGAGAUAGGGAGCAGACUAGCAACGAAACUGGGGCUCGAGGACUGGUGGAACAAGAUGCACUUCUCCGGAACUUUCCCACACGCUAACUCGUCUUUGUCAAUACAAGAUAUCAAGAAAUUGGUUCUGCAAGCACUGCGAAGCAAAGAGCAAGCACUGCAACACCAGGAUACUGAUUUGAACUCAAGAGGCAGCUUUAUACUGAAACGUAUGGAGGCCUACAAAGACUUUGCUCGCUGGAGCGUCAACAUUGACUUCGACGAGAGCAUCCUUGUUUGGCACAUUGCAACCGAGGUGUUCAUCAGGAAAUCCAAGGCCAGACAUGCAAAAGAACUCCUUGAGGCUACUGAGGUACUAUCCAACUACUUGAUGUUCUUGCUGGUGGUAAAACCUAACAUGCUACCAGGCGCUGCGCGGCAUAACAUACAUCUCACCUCCUGCGAACAACUAGAAGGACACUGUCGAACGCGAUUUGGUGAUAAGGACAACCCAGUGGCGCCAUCCCCUGUAAGCUGGAACCCGUACUAUAUUCUUAAGGAAUUGUUCCACCAUGAUGGUCCCAGUUGCUCCAGGAUACCACGGAGGGAGAAGCUUGCAGAGGUGGCCUGGAGUUUCUCCCAAUUUGCACUGGUAUAACUUCCCUGAUCAUUCAACUGAAACACAUUUCGUUGGGAUCAGUAAAGGCACCAAAUCCACAUGGGGACUCCAUCCGUGACAGUGCUAAUAUGUAUGCAAUCUUGCUCGCCAACGAGCUUCUGAGCAUAGAGUUGCAGUGGCAGGAUCAGCGUGACACUUUGGAACUGAUCCUGGGGGUGUGGGUGGAGAUGUCGUUGUAUGCUGCGGAUCAUUGCAGCCAAGAGUCCCAUGCCAGGCAGCUCAGUAAUGGCUGCGAAUUCAUUACCAUCGUGUCGUUGCUGGCACACCACUUCAAGUACUACUCUGGGGCCUUCAGGGGCGCCGACAACCUUGGAGAAGAUAAACCCGCUAGUGAAAAUAAACCCGUUACUGUAAAUAAUCCCAUGAGUGAAAAUUGUGGGAACUUGGUUUAGAUGAGUUCGCACAAUUUUCAUUUGAAAUGACCUCUCUGUCAGUUCAGGGAAAAACCUGAGGAUUCAUGACUCCAAACAAGAGUAAAUAUAUUUAUCUGUCGAUGAACAUAGUAAUUAAAGUGCUAGGAUUCAUCAAUGUUAGCUUUGGACUCUACAUUCAACAGUUUGUAAGGUGAGUCUGACUGUGUGUGUGUGUGACAUGCUCAUAUAUCUUCCAUGAUCAAGGUAAUGAUCGGCGUUGAGUGUGUUGCUCAACCGCCAUUAUACAAUAUGCAAUUAUUAUUA